AUGUUUUUAAAAUAUGACAUUAAAUGUCCAACAAAUAUAACAUCAAAUGAUCAAAUUGGAUUUGGUGAUGCUAAAUGGAGCCAUAUAAAGGAGUUUUAUGAAACAGAUAACACCAGUCCCAAUUUUGUGUUUGCACCUUGCUUAAAACAAGAACAUUUAAAUCCAAAUACAAAGCAGAAGAUGAAGGUGAAGCUAGAUGCACAAGUGUUAAGCCACUCAGUUGCUGCAGGAAUGUAUGCUAAAAUUUCACAAGGGAACUCUCUUCAGAGGCCGUCACUACUGCUAAUGUUAUUGCAAAUAUGGACAAGCUGUUUGAUUGUGUCAACGCAUGCACACCAGACCUAA
Molecule: messenger RNA, 345 nt
Organism: Parnassius apollo (apollo)
Lineage: Eukaryota; Metazoa; Arthropoda; Insecta; Lepidoptera; Papilionidae
Source: the annotation of a GenBank genome assembly